Protobothrops mucrosquamatus (brown spotted pit viper) is the source of this 2237-nucleotide messenger RNA. RefSeq names its product G protein-coupled receptor 75 (gene GPR75). The record is from RefSeq and is a predicted model, not a curated record. Lineage: Eukaryota; Metazoa; Chordata; Lepidosauria; Squamata; Viperidae. Gene Ontology annotation, cellular component: membrane. The transcript has a single exon. Gene Ontology annotation, biological process: G protein-coupled receptor signaling pathway. Gene Ontology annotation, molecular function: C-C chemokine receptor activity. Bases 9 to 1658 code for a protein of 549 amino acids.
UUUCUGUGAUGAUGAACCUGACGGAGUGGGCUGAAACCAAGUGGACAGAUCGCUCAAAUUCCUCAGCACAACUGCCUCCACCAUCUUGGGGAAGCAAUGACUCCUUUUCUUUCCAAGGGGAUCUGCAGGAGAUAAUCCACACAGCCACUUUAGUUACAUGUACCUUCUUGCUGGCUGUCAUUUUCUGCUUAGGUUCUUAUGGCAACCUUAUUGUUUUUUUGUCCUUCUUUGACCCAGCUUUCCGGAAGUUCAGGACCAACUUUGAUUUUAUGAUCCUCAAUCUAUCCUUCUGUGACCUUUUCAUCUGUGGAGUGACUGCCCCCAUGUUCACCUUUGCUCUCUUUUUGGAUUCUGCAGCUGGUAUCCCUGAUGCUUUUUGCUUUACCUUCCACCUUACCAGCUCUGGGUUUAUCAUCAUGUCCCUCAAGACAGUGGCUGUUAUUGCCCUUCACCGAUUAAGCAUGGUGUUAGGGAAGCAACCCAAUCGAACUGCCUCCUUCCCUUGCACUCUAUUGCUUACCCUGCUCCUCUGGGCCACAAGCUUUACCCUGGCCACUCUAGCCACCAUGAGGACCCAUAAAUCUCGUCUUUGCCUUCCUAUUUCCAGCCUGAUCAGUGGUGAGGGAAAGAUCAUCCCUUAUUUGUAUGUUAUUGAUUUCAUCUCCUGUGUGACAUUAGUUUCAGUCUCUUAUAUCAUGAUAGCCCAAGCCUUGAGGAAGAAUGCCCAAGUGAGAAAAUGUCCCCCCAUCAUCACAGUUGAUGCCUCCAGGCCUCAUCCUUUUGCUGGAACACUUGCUGCUGGUUGUGCUGAUGGGGUACGGUGCACUGUGCCAGCUCUGUAUAGAAACCAAAACUAUAACAAGCUGCAACACAUCCAAACCCAUGCAUACAUGAAGAACUUUGGCCAGCUGUCUGCAUCUGCAGCCAGCAGAUUUCAGUUGGUGUCCAUGAUUAACUUGUCCACGGCCAAGGACUCUAAAGCUGUGGUGACUUGCAUUAUUAUUGUUCUUUCUGUUUUAAUUUGCUGCCUUCCAUUGGGCAUAUCUUUGAUACAGGAUGUUUUGUCCAGGAACAAUGGCAUUGUGCUUUAUCAAUUUGAACUAUGUGGAUUUACGCUCUUUUUUUUAAAGUCUGGAUUGAAUCCUUUUAUAUAUUCCCGUAACAGUGCUGGCUUAAGAAGGAGGGUCCUUUGGUUUAUACAAUACUUGGCCUUUGUUUUUUUCUGUUGUAAACAGAAAACACGGCUUCAAGCCGUGGGCAAAGGGGGUCUGGAGGCCAACAGAAAUAAAUCAUCUCAUCAUGAGACCAACUCAGCUUAUAUGCUAUCUCCAAAGCCUCAGAAAAAGUUUGUGGACCAAGCGUGUGGCCCUAGUCGCUCUAAAGAAAGUAUGCUGAGUCCUAAGGCUUCUGUUGGCCAUCAUCAUUAUGGAGGAGGGCAGAGUAGUUCCACCCCCAUGAAUACCCGUAUUGAACCUUAUUAUAGUAUUUAUAACAGCUGCCCUUCUCAGGAAGUGAGCACUCCCAACAGCUUGCAACCAACAAAUUCUCCAUUCAGAUAUGCCAACUCCUAUAUUGCCAUGCAUUAUCACCCAACAAAUGACUUAGUGCGGGAUUAUGACAGUACUUCUGCUAAGCAGAUACCAGUGCCCUCGUUGUAGCUGGUGGGAGCCGGCAGUGUCCAAUGUUCUACCACAAUGGUGGCUAUCAUAUCUUGGCAAGUUGUGCCAUGAGUCAUCCAUACGAUGUACCAUUAUUGCAUGUGCAUGAAUGUUCAAUCCCUCCACACAUUAAGUUGAUUUUACUUUAGUCAGGCAGCAGCUGGGCUAGGAAAGAUAGGACUGCAAGCUUCAUGCCUUAGCCAGGCUUCUAGGUUCUCCUAUAUGUGUCUUGCAAAUUACUAUUCCAUAUUCUGCCAUUUCAUUAGUAGUGUUUCUCCUUUUUAAAGAUUUCUGUGUGUGUACAGUAUUAUAACCCCAGAAGAUUUCUUCUGAACUCCAGCAAAGAUCAAUCUUUUAAAAAAAUGUCUGCUGCCACAAAUCAUCAUUGUUUUGUGUUUUAUAACUGAAUUGCUUUCUUGUUUAUAUGGUGAGUGCUCGAAAAUGUGUUUUACAAAGUUGCUUUUUAAAACAUUUCUAUCUGAGUUAUGUCUAUUAUUGAUUUACCAUGGAAUAUUUUUUGCAGAUGAGAGUUAGUUAUGUACAAAGAUAAAAAUAAGUUAUAAAAUCUAGUGCCCAGUU